Molecule: messenger RNA, 1103 nt
Organism: Pollicipes pollicipes
Lineage: Eukaryota; Metazoa; Arthropoda; Thecostraca; Pollicipedomorpha; Pollicipedidae
Product: protein Wnt-6
Exons: 5
Coding region: 59-1102 (347 amino acids)
Biological process (GO): cell fate commitment; neuron differentiation; multicellular organism development
Cellular component (GO): extracellular region
Molecular function (GO): cytokine activity; frizzled binding
Source: RefSeq, a predicted model, not a curated record
CACAGCGCCGCACCGAGGCCGGCCGGCUGUGCCCGCCCGCCUCGCCGGCCAUGCCAGCAUGAGGGCCCGCCUGGUAGCGCUGCAGCUGGUGCGCCUCUUCAUCAUCGUGGUCUGCCUGACGCUGAUGGUGCCGGCGGACGGCUUCUGGUGGGCAAUUGGAUCACCACUGUUGAUGGACCCCAACAAGGUGUGCCGCCGGCUGAGGCGUCUCCGAGAUCGCAGGUCGCGCAUCUGUCGCCGGCAGCUCGAGGUGGUCAAGGAGGUCCACAAGGGCGUCGCCAUGGCAACCAAAGAGUGCCAGUUCCAGUUCCAGAGCAGACGUUGGAAUUGCAGCACGAACAGGCGCAGUCUGAGGAGGAUCCUUCUGAAAGACCUGAAGGAGACGGGAUACGUGAACGCCAUCACGUCCGCGGGCCUGGUGCACGCCAUCACGGCCGGCUGCUCCCGGGGACAGAUGCUGGGCUGUGCCUGCGAGGUGCCGACCACCGUCCGCUCACCGUCGGUGCACCAGGACUGGACGUGGGGCGGCUGCGGCGACAACGUGCACUACGGCUACAAGAAGGCCAAGCAGUUCAUGGAGGCCCUCUUCAGACGUCGUGCCGAUGUGAAGACGCUCAUCAUGCUGCACAACAACGAAGUCGGGCGGCUGGCGGUGCGGCUUCAUCGGCGCAUCAUCUGCAAGUGCCACGGCCUCUCCGGCUCGUGCACGCUGCGCACAUGCUGGCGCAAGAUGCCGCUGUUCCGCGACGUCGGCGACCGCCUGGCAAUCAGCUACGACAAGGCUGCGCGCGUCAUCCCCGGCAACGACGGCAAGAGCUUCAUGCCCGCCCUCGACGGUGACCCGGCACCCAGCAACGGCACGCUCAUCUACGCCGAGCGCAGCCCCGACUUCUGCUUGCCGAGCAAGCCGCAGGGCAGCCUGGGCACGCGCGGCCGCCGCUGCCACCGCGCCUCCGGCAACUGCCGCGAGCUGUGCUGCGGCCGCGGCUACAACACGCGCCAGUUGAACGUCACGCAGAACUGCAACUGCCGCUUCAAGUGGUGCUGCGAGGUGCUCUGCGACCAGUGCACGGUCCUGGAGACGUUACACUUUUGCCGGUGAC